This is a messenger RNA of Parnassius mnemosyne (clouded apollo), 630 nucleotides long. The record is from the annotation of a GenBank genome assembly. Lineage: Eukaryota; Metazoa; Arthropoda; Insecta; Lepidoptera; Papilionidae.
AUGGAUGACUUUGGCGACAACUUCGUCCUGCCUGACGUAGACCCUGCGGCUGAAUUUCUGGCACGAGAACAGAAUCAACUUGCUGGUCUAGAAGAUGAAUUGGAAACUAGUGCUCCACCCCCUAUCACCACUCCUGCUUCAAAUGGUUUAGAGGAUUUUGUUGAAAUUCCGAGUGCCACAGCUUUUGAAGCAAAUGGCCUCAUAGAUGUAGAGCCUGCCCCCGCACCUGUUUUCCGACAGGAAAGAGAGGAACCAGAGAAGAUCAGGAUAUGGAGAGAAGAACAAAAAAAGAGACUAGAAGAAAAGGAUGAGGAGGAAGAAAGAAAAAAGGAGGAGAUGUUGAAGAUUGCCAAAAAAGAAUUAGAAGACUGGUAUAAGACACACGAGGAACAGAUUGCUAAAACUAAAGCUGCUAACAGGAACGCGGAGCGCGCGCUGGCGCGGGGCGGGGAGGCGGCGGCGGCGGGCGCGGGGGCGGCGGAGGGCAACGAGUGGGCGCGCGUGGCCGAGCUGUGCGACUUCGGGCCGCGCCGCGGCCGCGACGUGCAGCGCCUGCGCUCCAUCGUGCUGCAACUCAAGCAGGCCGGCGUCAGGCCCAAGUACCCGCCGCGUGCCGUCAACGUAGCUUAA